Messenger RNA from Cuscuta epithymum, 1089 nucleotides. Lineage: Eukaryota; Viridiplantae; Streptophyta; Magnoliopsida; Solanales; Convolvulaceae. The record is from the annotation of a GenBank genome assembly.
GGAAGAUGGUGAAGAAGAAUCUGACGAAGAAGAUGCUACCGAAGAAGAUGAUGGAGAUGAUGAUGGGGCUGCUGAUGUGGAUGUCAAACUUUUUAAGAAAUUAAAGGUCAUGGAAGAACUUGCACAUGUAAGGAAUGACAUGGACAAGCUGAGGACAAGUGUUACAGGUAUCCAAGCCAUACUUGAUGAGGUGAAAGGCAUGUUAUGUACGCUGAUGGAUGUGGUUGGGCAUGGCAAACAGCAAGCUGCCACUGAAGAGAAGGAAGUCACCAAUGAGGAGAAAGAUAAGCAUGAUUCUGUUCAUUAUACACAAUGUAGAGAGCAUGACAUUCUGGAUGAGGCCACUGAAAAGAAGGCUGAGGAAGACAAUGUAGGAAGCGAGCAUGGCACUCCGAUAGUGGUAAAAGAAGAUAAGGCUGAGGAAGACAAUGAGGGAAGUGAGCAUGGCACUCCGAUAGUGGUAAAUGAAGAUAAGGCUGAGGAAGACAAUGAGGGAAGUGAGCAUGGCACUCCGAUAGUGGUAAAUGAAGAUAAGCAUGACUCUGAUGAAGAUGAGCAGGGAAGUGAGGCCCUAAUGGCACUUGUGGUCACCGGUGAAAAGGAGAAAGAUGUUGAAGCUGUUGAGCGUAGUGUUCCCGCAUUGCCUAAAUCAACCCUCAUAAGCUUUCUUUUGGAAGAAUUGAAGGAUGUGGAUAUGGUCUUAGGAGAUUGUGAGUCACCACUGCCUAAGGAUGAUGCAUUCUUGGAUGCAUCACUCACUGCCUCAACGCCUUUUGAAAAUGUCGAAUGGGAAGAUGUGCUUCAAGAUGAAGUUGAAAUAACCAAAGCCCAACCUGCCAUCUAUGAAAGGAAAAAAAGAAAGAGGUUUGCCUCAAAGUAUCAUAGCAGCCCUUUCCUGGAUCCAUGUGCUAAGCGGGUGAAGCGAAGCGAAGUUGAAAGGGACACAGACAUUUCAGAAGAAGAUAAACUCUUGAAUGAGCUCAAGAGUUGGACGGAAGCCCCUGCUACUGAGGAACCGGUGUGUGUGAUGUUAGACAUGCCAAUCCAUAUGACUGUUGAUAGAAAGUUCUUCUCUGACCUCAUAGCUCC